This is a messenger RNA of Haemonchus placei, 588 nucleotides long. Lineage: Eukaryota; Metazoa; Nematoda; Chromadorea; Rhabditida; Trichostrongylidae. The record is from the annotation of a GenBank genome assembly.
AUGAAUUCGUCUCCGAUUGCAGGCAAAGUGGUAUGUAACGACUUCAAACUUGCCAGGCUAGGCCAGCUGAAACGGGCUUUGUCAACGUAUGUCCCCGUGGGUGAUCCUGCCGCGGAUAUCGUUAUUUUAAAGAGACAAGACGCUAGCAAUCUGGCAACUUGGGAUGAAAUUGAUGUCUAUGAUAAGGUAUUGGCCGACGUCCCAUGCUCGACAGAUCGACUGGCUGUGAAUCAGGAUGAUGGGAAUAUGUACUCUCCUCGGAUGACCAACGAGCGUUUGAACUUACCGCAACUGCAAACGAAGAUAUUGAUAAAUUCGCUGAGAGCGGUGAAGGUGGGAGGAUCCGUGGUGUACUCGACGUGCACGUUGUCUUCUAUUCAAAACGAAGGUGUGGUUGGGAACGCUGUCGCCAUAGCUGAACAAGAAUUCGGAGUUGUGGAGGAGUCGCUCGGGCAGUUGGUCAAUCAUCUCACUUCAUCUGGCCUGUACCGAUUUUCUGAUCAAUGCCGAAUGGGUGCUUUGAUACUGCCGUUCUUGCCAUCCAAUUUCGGUCCUAUGUAUCUGUGUAAAUUGACUAGACUUAAGUAA